AUGACUGAACAUCAUCUUUUAAAUUCUCCAACAGAUGGAAUAACUGCUGUUCAUUUUUCUCCUAAUAAUCAAAGUCAAUUUUUAAUCGCUUCGUCAUGGGAUUGUGGUGUUCGUUUAUAUGAUGUUAAUCAACAUACAUUUCGUCAAAUGUACAAACAUGCUGGUCCUGUACUAGAUUGUUGUUUUGCGGAUUCAUCAAGAACAUUUAGCGGUGGUUUAGAUCGUAUUUUAAAAACGUAUGAUUUCAAUGCUCAAAAAGAAACUAUAAUGGGACAUCAUGAUAAUGCGAUACGCAGUGUACAUUAUUCACCUGAAUUCAAUUUCGUCAUAACUGGCUCAUGGGAUUCAACUGUUAAAUUUUGGGAUUCACGUGCACCCAAUUGUCUUGGUUCUUGUUCACUGCCUGAUAAAAUCUAUACAUUAGAUAGUGUAGGUGAAAUACUUGUUGUUGGAACAGCACAACGUAAAAUAUCCAUUUGGGAUUUACGUAAAAUCAAUAGUCAAAGUCCACUCGAAAAUCGAGAAUCAAAUUUAAAAUAUCAAACACGUUGUAUUCGGUGCUUUCCAAAUAAACAAGGAUAUGUUCUUAGUUCAAUUGAAGGCCGAGUUGCUGUAGAAUUUUUUGAUCCAAAUCCUGAAGUUCAAAAGAAAAAAUAUGCAUUUAAAUGUCAUCGUUCAAAAGACAACGGAAUUGAAAAUAUCUUUCCUGUCAAUGCUAUUGCUUUUCAUAAACAAUAUGGAACAUUUGCAACUGGUGGUUCCGAUGCAUAUGUGAAUAUGUGGGAUGGAGCAAAUAAAAAACGUUUAUGUCAAUUCCAUCAGUAUCCAGCUGGUAUAACAAGUUUGGCAUUUUCAUCCGAAGGAAAUAUGCUUGCUAUUGCAUCGUCAUAUAACUAUGAAUAUGGUGCUGAUCUACAAUUGGCACCGAGUGAUGUUUCGAAAAAUAUAAUAUUUAUUCGACGUGUUUCUGAUUUAGAAACAAAACCUAAAUGA
This is a messenger RNA of Rotaria socialis, 993 nucleotides long. Lineage: Eukaryota; Metazoa; Rotifera; Eurotatoria; Philodinida; Philodinidae. The record is from the annotation of a GenBank genome assembly.